Molecule: messenger RNA, 597 nt
Organism: Enterobius vermicularis (human pinworm)
Lineage: Eukaryota; Metazoa; Nematoda; Chromadorea; Rhabditida; Oxyuridae
Source: the annotation of a GenBank genome assembly
AUGGCCGAGCCGUUAGUGCAGUGUAGUAACCAUCCAUCGAAAACAUUACGUAGAAAAAGUUUACAGCGCCAUAUACGACAAAUAAAGCAUCUUGUUGCAAAACGAAUUCCGUCGUCAAGCUCUGAUCAAAAACUGAGCACACUGGAAACAUUGGAAAAAACUGUGGAAAUUCUCAAGUCAACCCCGGUGUACUCAGCUGACGGAGCCAACGUCAGUCCGGCACAUUCUUGGUCCGAUACUCCAAUUGAUGGUGCCACAAAUUUCAGCGAAGAUUGCUGGAUGCCACCAACUGAUUUUGCUAAUCGACAUCUUUUUUCUGUUAAAAUUUCGUUACCCGAUGGAAAUAUCAUUGACUAUCGCAAUAAUUCUAACAACUGUCAUUGCAACUUAGUUAAUCUUGAAGUUGGUGGAUGUUUUUUUGAAGUCAUUUCCGAUUACGGGAAACAAGCUUUAUUGACGAGUGCUUUUGCAAAAGCUGCAAGAAAACGUAUCUUAACCCGUAUAUCUGGGACCUCUGGGAACAGUUACAAUAAAAAUGACAGCGAUGGUAUUGACGGUGACAGCAGUGAUGAUGUUGGCGGUGCUGGUGACUGUUAG